Molecule: messenger RNA, 1197 nt
Organism: Rhizophagus irregularis DAOM 181602=DAOM 197198
Lineage: Eukaryota; Fungi; Glomeromycota; Glomeromycetes; Glomerales; Glomeraceae
Biological process (GO): protein phosphorylation; JNK cascade; positive regulation of canonical NF-kappaB signal transduction
Molecular function (GO): MAP kinase kinase kinase activity; ATP binding; magnesium ion binding
Source: RefSeq, a predicted model, not a curated record
AGGUGGUUUUGCCACAAUAUAUUUAGCAACAUGGAAAGAUGGACCAUUAUCUUAUUAUGGACGUGAUACUAAGUAUGUAAGGGAUAAGAAAAAAAUCAUUUUAAAACAAUUAGAUGAUUCACAAAAUAUUACUACAGAAUUUUUAAAUGAGGUUAAAAAAUAUUCAAUUAAAAAAUACAAAGAAAUUCUUGCAAUAUAUGGAAUAUCUCAAAAUCCUGAUACGAAAAAUUAUAUUAUGGUUCUUGAUUAUGCAGAAGGUGGAAAUUUAUAUAAUUUAGUAAACAAGCAUUAUAAGAAAUUUGAUUGGACGUAUAAUAUAGAAGCGUUAACGAGUAUUAUUACUGGUCUUAAAGAAAUUCAUGAUAAUCAAAUGGUUCAUCGUGAUCUUCAUACAGGUAAUAUAUUAUCAAUAUCCGCUGAUUUAGAAAUUCUUGUUUCAAUGUGUAUAUCAGAUAUGGGAUUAUGUGGGAAAUCUGAUAAUAUAGAUAAAACAAAUAUUUAUGGAGUUAUGCCUUAUGUAGCUCCUGAAGUAUUAAGAGGAAAUCCAUAUACUCAAGCAGCAGAUAUAUAUAGCUUUGGUAUGAUUAUGUAUUUUAUAGCAACUGGUAGACAACCUUUUUACAAUCAUGCACAUGAUGAAGGUUUAGCAUUAGAUAUCUGUAAUGGAAUUAGACCUUAUAUAAAUGAUCAAGAAGCACCGAAAUGUUAUAUUGACUUAAUGAAAUGGUGUUGGAACACAAAUCCAGACAAUAGACCAAAAGUAACUGAAGUAUAUAAAUUGAUUGAGAUAUUUCGUUUAAAUAUUUAUAGAGAACAACAAGAUUAUGAUAUUGAAGAGCAAUUCAAAAAGGCAAAUGAGUAUAAAAAAUCAAAUUUCUUAUUUUUAGAGGAAAGAAGACAAUCAACAAUUCACUCACAAGCUGUUUAUACAUCUCGACUACUUAAUUCCUUUACAAAAAGUCUUCCUCAUUCUGAAUGUUUAGAGUGUGAAAUAUAAUAUUACAAUUCUAUUUAUUAUAUUAGUAAUUGCAUUUAAAAAAAGAAAUGGGUUAAAAUUAGGUUUGUCAAAUUUGUCAAAGAAAUUUAUGUUCUUUAAUAUGAAUGAUGAAAUCUAUAUUAUAUAUUGAUUUGUUCAACACUGAUUAUAGAGUAUAUGUAAAAUUUCUUUUAAUUUACAUAAAUUAAAUCAGUUUGUAA